GGAACAUACCCUACUUUUCAUAAAUUCGCUAUAUCAAAUAAAUCUAUCAACUCUGUCAUCCUCACCUGAGUAUAAUAUAUAUCUCUCUCUCGUCAUACCGAACUGCUGCAACAUGCCCGCCCAAGCUGCUCUCUUGAUUGGGGACAUCGACCAUGCACGUAAAGCAUGGGAGGAUUUAUCGUCAAUUUUGACGCUCAAGGAAUUUCCCAACGGCACACGCAGCGAGUUUCUCCAAAAUUGCAAGGAUGGGAAAUAUGACGACGUCGUCGCGAUCUACAGGUCGAAUACAUCUAAUAAGAUAACCGGUAACUUCAAUGAAGAGCUGAUCUCUGUUCUUCCAAAGUCGUUGAAGUACAUCUGUCAUAAUGGAGCUGGCUACGAUAACAUUGACGUGAUUGCUUGCUCGGAGAGAGGAAUCUCGGUGUCUAGCACACCUGUCGCCGUCAAUAAUGCUACUGCUGACGUGGGAAUUUUCUUAAUGAUCGGUGCAUUGAGACAGGCCUAUAUACCAUUGACUGCCAUUAGAGCGGGCACAUGGCAAGGGAAGGACACUCGACUAGGUCAUGACCCCCAGGGGAAGACCCUUGGAAUUCUUGGCAUGGGUGGUAUUGGAAGAGUAUGCAAUCCAAUCAGUAAUUGUGAAGGAGAAUUGAUACUGACGGAAACAACUCCAGGAAAUAGCUGUCCGUGCGAGAGCCUUUGGAAUGAAGAUCCAAUACCACAACCGUUCCCGCCUGUCCGCUGAAUUGGAGGGUGAUGCUAAAUAUGUAUCAUUUGACGACUUGCUCGCCAGCUCUGACGUACUCAGCCUAAACCUUUCCCUGAACGCAUCGACACGUCACAUAAUUGGUGAGCGCGAGUUUAAAAAGAUGAAGGAUGGGAUCGUGAUUGUCAACACAGCCCGUGGGGCGCUUAUCGAUGAAAAAGCGCUGGUCGACGCAUUGGAGUCCGGAAAGGUCCGUUCAGCAGGUCUUGAUGUCUAUGAGAAUGAGCCUGAGGUGGAGCCGGGCCUCCUUAAAAAUCCCCGAGUAAUGUUGUUGCCGCAUAUUGGAACCAUGACGUUUGAGACGCAAAAGGAUAUGGAAAUUCUGGUGUUGGAUAACUUGCGCUCCGCCGUUGAGAAGGGGGAACUACUCACGCAGGUGCCGGAGCAGAAGAAAGCGAAGAACAGCAGCAAUUUGUAGAUCUCAGAUAUAGGGUAUUGAGAGCCAUCGUUGUACCUAUUCCAUUAUCAUAGACGAACUUAGACAUCAGAAUAUUCAUCGCAACGGCCAGUCCUGAAUGCGCGAAACAUGGAAGUGUU
This is a messenger RNA of Monascus purpureus, 1303 nucleotides long. NCBI's taxonomy places the organism in Eukaryota, Fungi, Ascomycota, Eurotiomycetes, Eurotiales, Aspergillaceae. The record is from the annotation of a GenBank genome assembly.